Molecule: messenger RNA, 1815 nt
Organism: Malassezia vespertilionis
Lineage: Eukaryota; Fungi; Basidiomycota; Malasseziomycetes; Malasseziales; Malasseziaceae
Exons: 1
Coding region: 1-1815 (604 amino acids)
Biological process (GO): translational initiation
Cellular component (GO): cytoplasm; eukaryotic translation initiation factor 3 complex
Molecular function (GO): translation initiation factor activity
Source: RefSeq, a predicted model, not a curated record
AUGGCGCAUUUUCAGCUGCCGCAGGGGAGCGUCGACAGCGGCGCUUGGGGGCCGCCAGGCACUGGCGCCGCCACUGUCAUCCCGGAAGAGUUCCAGCAGAUUCCUUUCGCACCGUUCUCCAAGAGCGAGCGCAUUGGGCGCAUCGCCGAUUGGAAUACCGGCGGUGCGAACAAUGACGAGCGCAGCGUUGCCGGCACUGUGCAAGGCCGCAGCACGCGCAAUGCACGCGGCAGUGCGCCUGCAUGGGGCGCACAGACAAGUGCGCCUGCAAACACCUUUGCCUACUUCCACGCCGAGGACGAGGCGAGCUUCAGCGUGGUCGACAAUGCCAAGUCGGGCACGCUGCGUCGCCCAACUGCAAGCGGCGCAUUGCGCGGCGGUCGUGGCGGCGCUGCCGCACAAGGGCGUACAUCGCCAUUUGUGCGUGGUGCGCCUGCACCGGCAGGCCCGUCUGGCCGCCCGUCGCGCGGCGGCCGCACGCCGGUCAUGGCAAAUGUCCAGCGCGGUGCACGGCGCCAAGGCGGCUAUCGCGACUGGGAGCGUACGCAGCGCAAAGCACGCGAGGCGUCGAUUACUGUUGGCCCCGAAUGGGAACAGCUCUCCGAGCUCGACUUUUCACGGCUGCAAAAGCUGCGCCUCGAAGUCGACGAGCCAGAGGCGAUCGCUUCGUACGGUACAUUGUACGCCUACGAUCGUGCAUAUGACCGUGUGAGUGUGCGCUUUGAGCGCCCGCUGCAGCCGCGCGAUCGUGCGCACUACAGUGCGACGACCUCGGAGGACCCGGUGAUCCAGGAAAUUGCCGAGGACGCCGAGAGCAAGAGCAAGGUAUUUAUCACCGACUCGAUCUUGGCUCUGCUCAUGUGUGCGCCGCGAUCCGUUUACCCCUGGGAUAUCGUGAUCACCAAGUCAGAGGACGGUAAGCUCUUCUUUGACAAGCGCCCGAACGGUCCGUUUGACUUUGUCACGGUCAACGAAAAUGCAAACGAGCCGCCGGUCGAGUUGAACGAUCCGGUGAAUGGCCCGAAUCCAGAGACGAAUACGCGCGCGCGGAUCAACACUCCGGGCGCACUCUCGCUCGAGGCCACCUUUGUCAACGAAAACUUUGGGUUCCAGGUGUGCGAUGAAAAGAAAACGCAUUCGUUCAAAAACCCCAACCCCUUCCACCAAGCCGCUGCCGACGACGGACAGCUCGCAAGCUGUGGCUACCGCUACCGCCGCUUCAACUUGAGCACAGACGAAGCAGACCCCGUCGAGGUUGUCGUGCGCACGGAGCUGAAUGCAUUCGUUCCCGGCGCAACGCCGAAAUCCAAGCCCGCGCAGUACAUCACUAUCCGCACGCUCAACGAGUUUGAUCCGCGUGCGGCCGGCGCUGGCGGUGCGCCAGAUUGGCGCUUGCGUUUGGACCAGUCGCGCGGCGCAGUAGUGGCGACCGAGAUGAAGAACAACUCGUUCAAGCUCGCGCGCUUCGCCGUCCAGAGUAUCCUCGCGGGUGCGGACAAUAUGAAGCUUGGCUACAUCUCGCGCGCCAACACGCUGGAUCCCUACCGCCACGUUAUCCUGGGCACCUCCUGGUUCAAGCCCAAGGAGCUUGCCGCCCAGAUGGCGUACAGCCUCGCAAAUGGCUGGGGUAUCGUGCGUACGGUGAUUGAUAUGGUGCGUGACGUUGCGCCUGGGCGGUAUAUUCUUGUCAAGGACCCCAACCGCCCCGUCCUCCGCUUCUUCAAAGUGCCGUUUGACUUUGAUCAGCAAGAAGAGGAGGAAGAGGACACGACAGAGGACGCCGAUGCACAGGAUAUGGCCGACGGCGAUGAGUAG